AUGCUGGGCCGGCGGCGCCUCUUCGCCGUGGAGCCGCUGGGCGGCCGGGAUGGGGCUGGUGAGGACCUGGCACAUGGUUGUAUAGUGCCUGGAGUCAUCAGCACCUACAGACAGAUCCCAGAUGUGGCUCCAGUUUGCUCAUCAGACUCCUGGAAGGGGCAAGACCAGCUGAGAGAUCCCCAGGCGCAGGUGCCGCUUCUCAAACUGGCCUCCCAGGACUCAGGAGUAGAGAUGGCGGUUGGGGACAGCUCCCCGGCUACCUCACCCGGCUUUUCUCAAGACUCUCUGAACUUUGAGCCCCUGGGGAGCGCUGAGUCCCUGGCCCUUGGUGCCCUGGAGCCUCCUGUCCACCUAAGCCGGCUUCUAGCCAGACGUAAGUUGGAGCAGGUGCUGGAGCGCUCCCACAAGCUCUCCGUUCCCCCCGCCAGCUUGUCACACUGCCACUCCCCAGAGCUGCCGCCUGAGUGUGAAAUGCCCCAUUCUGAAGCAAGGGGACAGGAGGCCACCGAGGCAGAGAGUGAUCCAGAGGAUGGCCUGGAACAAGCAGAGGUGGUGGAGGGCUUAGGGCCUGAAGCCUGCCCCGGCCUUCCGGGGCAGGGUCUUCGCUAUCUGGAACACCUGUGCCUGGUGCUGGAGCAGGUGGCAAAUCUACAGCGGCUCUGUCUGCAGCUUCAGACUCAGAGGGGCCCUGGGGAUUCUGAAGAGGAGGAGGAGACAACCCUGGCGCCUUCCCCUCCGCCUUCUGACGCCCCAGACAGUGAGGUGCACGGGCCGUGGGGACGGCUCAGCCAGACAGAGGAGACAGGAGCAAAAACAGCUUCACCCCCAAAGGUAGGGGCGCCCAGUGCCAGCCCUCCCAGGCUGUCAGAGGCCCUGGCAGAGCCAGCUCACACCUUCUCAUCCUACCAGGAACACAAGGGGGAUCGCUCCCACUGGAACAAAGUCAAGGUGCUGCUCAACCGGAUCAGGUGGGGCAGCCCUCGACCUGCUGAACCUGCCACCUCUGCCGACGGUCCUGUCCCCAGUGAGUCCUGUGACUCAGCACCCAGGAUUGCAUCAAGGGGCCUCCCUGAAAGGCCUCUGGGCCAUCCCCUCCAGAAGACCUUUAUGCCAUCAUCAGUGGUUAAGAAGAAACAAGACAAAAACCCCUCUGCACACUAG
Molecule: messenger RNA, 1161 nt
Organism: Rangifer tarandus platyrhynchus (Svalbard reindeer)
Lineage: Eukaryota; Metazoa; Chordata; Mammalia; Artiodactyla; Cervidae
Source: the annotation of a GenBank genome assembly